This is a messenger RNA of Varanus komodoensis (Komodo dragon), 2235 nucleotides long. RefSeq names its product monooxygenase DBH like 1 (gene MOXD1). Gene Ontology annotation, biological process: norepinephrine biosynthetic process; dopamine catabolic process; octopamine biosynthetic process. Bases 137 to 1975 code for a protein of 612 amino acids. Lineage: Eukaryota; Metazoa; Chordata; Lepidosauria; Squamata; Varanidae. Gene Ontology annotation, molecular function: copper ion binding; dopamine beta-monooxygenase activity. The record is from RefSeq and is a predicted model, not a curated record. Gene Ontology annotation, cellular component: secretory granule membrane. The transcript has 12 exons.
GGUGGCGCCAAAAGGCGGCAGCAGCACCGGCACCAGCACCGGCACCAGCACCAGCCGCUGCCUCGGUCGAAGGCGCUGCCCGGACUAGCGGAGAGGUGCGGGCUGGCGCCCGCUCGGCCUCUGCGCCGCGGAGAGGAUGCGCGCCUGGCCGCCGCCGCUCGUGCUGCUGCUCCUAUGGGGCCUGCCGCGGGUGCCCGGGCGCCGCUACCCGCACAGCGCCGUGCUGGACGGGGCUUCCCGCUACCGGCUCUCGUGGGCCCGCCAGGGCAGCGCCAUCGCCUUCCUCGUCGAGGUGCGCACGCAGGGCUACGUGGGCUUCGGCUUCUCCGCGUCCGGGGCCAUGACUUCGGCGGACAUCGUGGUGGGCGGGAUCGAGCGGGGCAAGCCCUACCUGCAGGAUUAUUUUACAAAUGGAGACAGAAUACUUAAAAAAGACUCUCAGCAGGACUACCAUCUGGAGUAUGCCAUGGAAAACAGCACCCAUACGAUACUUGCCUUCAGCCGGCAGCUUCAUACUUGUGACCCCAAUGACAAGACUAUAACGGAAAGCACAGUGCGCGUGAUAUGGGCGUACCAUGACAAAGACUUCAGGGAAGGAAGUCAAAAUUAUCAUGGUAUGAAUCGAGGGACAAAGAGUCUUCGUUUAUUGAACCCAGAGAGGAAUGCUGUUAUCUCUUCCUCCCUGUCAUAUUUUGACUUGGCAAACCAAGACGUGCCUAUUCCAGACAAAGACACAACAUAUUGGUGCCAAAUGUUUAAGAUCCCUCCACUGCAUGAAAAGCAUCAUGUAAUAAAGGUUGAGCCACUGAUACAGAAGGGUCAUGAGAAUGUGGUGCACCACAUUCUACUCUACCAGUGCAGUAGCAGCUUGAAUGAUAGUGUGUUGGACUAUGGACAUGAGUGCUACCAUCCGAAUAUGCCAGAUGCAUUCCUCACCUGUGAAACAGUCAUUUUUGCCUGGGCCAUUGGAGGAGAGGGCUUUAUGUAUCCUCCUCAUGUUGGCUUAUCCAUUGGGUCAGCAGCAGACCCUCAGUACGUGCUAAUGGAGGUCCAUUAUGACAACCCUUCAUAUAUGGAAGGAAUGAUGGAUAACUCUGGACUGAGGCUAUUUUAUACUCCAGAUUUAAGGAAAUACGAUGCUGGAGUUAUUGAAGCAGGUCUUUGGGUCAGCCUCUUCCACAACAUCCCACCAGGCAUGCCUGAAUUCAUGUCGGAGGGUCACUGCACGCUGGAAUGCCUGGAAGAAGCCCUUGAUGCUGAGAGGCCAAGCGGAAUUCACGUGUUUGCCGUUCUUCUUCACGCACACCUCGCUGGCAGAGCUAUCAGGAUGCGCCAUUUCCGCAAGGGGGAUGAACAGAAGCUGCUGGCCUAUGAUGAUGAAUUUGACUUCAACUUCCAGGAGUUUCAGUAUCUAAAAGAAGAAAGGACCAUCUUGCCUGGAGAUAAUUUAGUCACGGAAUGUCAUUACAGUACUCUAAAUCGAUCACAUAUGACUUGGGGAGGUCUUAGCACCAGAGAUGAAAUGUGCCUGUCUUACCUUCUGUACUAUCCAAGAAUAAAUCUCACCCGGUGUGCAAGUAUCCCAGACAUAAUGGAACAACUUCAGUUCAUUGGUGUUAAAGAAAUAUACAGACCAGUAAGGACUUGGCCAUUCAUUAUCAAGAGUCCAAAACAAUAUAAAAACCUUUCUUUCAUGGAUGCGAUGAACAAGUUUAAAUGGUCCAGAGAACAGGGAAUCUCCUACAAUAAGUAUGUUCUUAGGUUGCCAGUGAAUGUCAGGUGUACCAAGACUGACAAUGCAGAGUGGACAAUGCAAGGAAUGAUGGCUUUACCACCUGAAAUAGAAAGACCAUACAGGACAGAGCCUGUUAUAUGUAGCUCAACUUCCUGUUUAAGCUGCAGUCUAUUUUUAACCCUCCUGAUUGUUCUGUACAUCUCAACCACUGCUCCAAGAAACAGCUGGCCUUUUGUAUAAUAAUUCUGGUUGUAUCCACUAUGAUUUCUGUGCCAUGAAAGUCCUAAAAUGUUUGCACUGUUGCUCUUGUAGAUUUAUUUUUUUACAUUUUACUAAACUAAAUUUGUUUCAAAAUAGUGAACACCUCAUUUGAAAGAGAAAAGGAUUACUGGAGUACUGUUUUUUUUUUAAAAAACCCACACAUAUAUGAUAUUAUGUACGUAAUGUUCAUUUGGCUGCAAUAUGUUAUGUAAAUUGAUCCAUAUAAUUUCAUUUGAUUC